UACUAACCUGGAACCAGUUCUCUUUGACACGGGUGGUCUCACCUUCCCCCGUCUCCAGCAGUGGAGGGACCCUAGCAAGUCACAUCCGGCAGGGGGUGGGGUGCAAGGGGCGGAGCUCGCCCCAGAGAGGAGACCCUGCCUGUCGCCAGCAACUCUAUCGCGGUAUACCACAAUUCUGCGGGUGCUCUCCUGGCCGCUCCAGCCAGACACUCAGCAGGUGAUGGCGGGCGAGGGGAUCGGGGUUCUGGAGGCGGCCAUGCGUCCGCCGCCCACACAAGAGCGGGAUGCACUCCUGGCCCGGUCCGGUGUCCUUGGAGCUGGGACGCUUAGGCCCUGCGACCCCGCAGCCAGCCCCGGAACCGCACCGCCUUCCCCAGAAAACACUGGAGAGAACCCCGCCUCCAGCGUUCUGAGCCGGGAUGGUUGCGAGAAGGGCUCGGAUACUGGGGUGGGGACCAAAAGGAAGGCUGAGGAAGUGACGACUGAGGAAGACUCUGUAACCGCGGAGGAGCCUGCGGAGGUGGGGGAGAAGCUGGAGUGGGUCGCAGAGGCCCAGGCGAACCUGAGGCCUCUGGACCUCGGGGCUCUUAUCGUGGACCCGCUAGAGGCCAUCCAGUGGGAGCUAGAGGCCCUGAGUGCCCAGGCUGAUGGGGCCCACCUGCAGCUGGUGCGCAGGUUUGGGAGGAUGCGUCGGUUGCACCUAGCCCGGAGGAGCUUCAUCAUCCAAAAUAUUCCAGGCUUUUGGGUCACUGCCUUCCUGAACCACCCACAGCUAUCAGCUAUGAUCAGCCCUAGGGAUGAAGACAUGCUUGGCUACCUGAUGAAUUUGGAGGUGAGGGCGCUGAGGCACACCAGAACAGGUUGCAAGUUCAAGUUCCUAUUUGGGAGCAACCCUUACUUCCGAAACGAGGUGAUAGUGAAGGAGUAUGAGUGCAGGUCCUCGGGCCGUGUGGUGGCCAUUGCUACCCGCAUCCUCUGGCACCGAGGCCAGGAACCUCCGGCCUUGGUGCACAGGAACCGGGACACCGUGCGAAGCUUCUUCAGCUGGUUUUCACAGCACAACCUCCUAGAAGCUGACAGGGUGGCCCAGAUCAUUAAAGAUGACCUGUGGCCCAACCCUUUGCAAUACUACUUGCUGGGGCAAAGGCCCUACAGAGCUAGACGAAGCCUUGCAAGAUGGCCAGCAGAGGCUCCACCAAGGCCCUAUGGGUCCCAGUCUGGCUAAGUCUUGCUCAAAUACUUGGUGCUUACAUAGGACUCCUGCUCUCUGCCUGCCCACCUACCCGUGUGUAGGCCAGUGCUCUGCUGUCUGCUUUCUCUUCUGUGAAUUCUGACUCCUCAGCAUGUUUGGGGCCAAGACUGAUCUUCACACUGUUCGAUGUCAACAUCAUGUGAUUCUUGUGCACCACUGUACUCAUAGCAGGCACUCAGUGCUGUGGAUUUGUACUGUGAUGGCUGUGGCCUGGACCCACGUAUAAAACAUGGCCUUUCACUUACUCGACACCAUCACCGACAAGGCUUCAUAAGGACCAGUUCCUGCCGGAGGCUUAGCUCUUCAAAGCUCGGCCUCAAAUAUGCUUUGCUUGACAAGUGCUGACUGUCCCAAACUGAGCUGUGACACCUAAGAUGAAGAAGGUGCAUUUGGUCCUGAUGGUCAACCAGACUUGGAUGUCCUAUGGCUCCAAGACUACAGACAGAGCAGCUCCUGCCAACGGGACUAUUGAGUAUCUGUAACCUCUGCAGCCUUGACAGCCAGGUGAUGAGACAUGGGCCAGAAGUAGUGGGCAGAACACUACUCCUGACUGUAUGCUCUUCCAUCCUGUGUGUGCCCCUCUCAUAGCCUGCUGUGGCUUGCGAAGACUGUGUUGUACCCUACCUGUGCCCGGCCAUUGCCCUUUUGAGGAGUUCUGCCUUGUCUACCAUCAUCCCUGUUCCUGGCUUUCAGGUCUGUAAGGGUCACCUGUCCAUGUAGUGAGCGCUCCUAACACCACAGAGAUUCUAUCAGCCUGGCAUACUGAGUGUGUGCUCAAGGUAGGAACAAGGUUGGGAGUCUUUUAAGAGGCCUCAUUCCUGAACCUACACAGAACCCAGACUUCUCCGUCAGCUUCUCCUACACCUCCCUGUUUUGAAGUUGCCAUGCUGUGGGUCCUGGAGAAGAGGCUUCUGCCCAUGGGGCCUGUUUCCUCUGGUAUAGAUUUCACAUGGUUUUUAAUGGGACAAUGCUGAAACAAAUAACUGAAGAUGCUUCCCCCCCCCCCCGCCCCAAAUAGCUUAAGAGACCCUUUCUUGAAUUUGCCUGUCCCCAGCGAGAAGACUGAAGUCUGAACUGCCAGGGCUCUCUGCCCCCUUGGCUCUGGUUUCUCUAGCAAGGCUUAGAAUGGCCCGAGUGUACGAUGGCAGGCCAGGGCAGGGACAGUGAAUCACUUCAUUUUACACUGUGUUCUUUUAAAGAAACUUUAGUCUCCCCUCCUCCUCUGCCCCUCUACCCCUUGUGGGUUCCUACAGAUAAAAAAAAAAACUGAACUGCCAUGCCCCUCCAAGUCCCCUCCAGGGUGUUUAUCUGCCCCUCCAAGUCCCCUCCAGGGUGUCUAUCUCAUGAAAGGCCUUGCUUUCUACUCCCUAGGAUGUGGAGGCAUACAUAAAUGGAGAUGGAGAACCCUCACCUCCCUUUCUUUUGAUUCACCAAGACUUUUGUAAAUUAGAAGAGAAAGAUAAUAUUGCCAGAUCUUGGCUCUUUUCUGGUCCAGUAAUGAGUUUGUAUGGGCAGGAAAUUAAUGUGUUUUCCAUUCUGUGCCUGUGGAGUAAGACCCACAUCAUCAGCUCCUCUGCUUCCACUGAGAGACUGGGCGCACAGGCCUGCUCCUGCGUGGUUGGGGGCAUCUGGACUGAGCGCACAGGCCUGCUCCUGCGUGGUUGGGGGCAUCUGGACUGAGCGCACAGGCCUGCUCCUGCGUGGUUGGGGGCAUCUGGACUGGGCGCACAGGCCUGCUCCUGCGUGGUUGGGGGCAUCUGGACUGAGCGCACAGGCCUGCUCGUGUGUGGUUGGGGGCAUUUGGACUGAGUGCACAGGCCUGCUCCUGCGUGGUUGGGGGCAUCUGGACUGAGCGCACAGGCCUGCUCGUGUGUGGUUGGGGGCAUUUGGACUGAGUGCACAGGCCUGUACAGCGUACGUAGCUUUGCACCUUAUAACUGCUCUGUACUGCUUGGACAUUUGUGACUAUUUACUGUUGUUAAGUUGUGGUCUGGCGCUGUAAUUUUAUCUUACAGAGUUUGAAUCCUGUGAUUUGCAGGACGUAAGGCUGGGCUUUGUUACUGUGUUCUGUGAGAGUAAACCCCAGAGGAGACCCUGAAAUGAGUGGAAGGAAGGUCUUGAUGCUUCUGGACCUCCUGAACCAUAUGGCAACUGACCUGUUUCCAAAGGGAGACAUGUUCCCAGGUGACUUUGAGCAGUGAGAAGACGGGUUAUCUCCUACAUUAAUGAUAAAGAAUAAAAACCUUCUGACCUGGCAGAAAAAUCA
Apodemus sylvaticus (European woodmouse) is the source of this 3518-nucleotide messenger RNA. RefSeq names its product putative testis-specific Y-encoded-like protein 3. The coding region runs from base 221 to 1225 and encodes 334 amino acids. The record is from RefSeq and is a predicted model, not a curated record. Gene Ontology annotation, biological process: nucleosome assembly. Gene Ontology annotation, cellular component: chromatin; nucleus. The transcript has a single exon. NCBI's taxonomy places the organism in Eukaryota, Metazoa, Chordata, Mammalia, Rodentia, Muridae. Gene Ontology annotation, molecular function: chromatin binding; histone binding.